UUCUUUGUCCGUUUUGUCAGCCGGACUCGAUGUAGCGGUGCAAGUGUUUGUUUAAUUCCGCUCAGUGUUGUUUUACGCUGUGUUGUUUAGCCAGUUAUUUUAAAAUGCAGCAGAGGGAGGAGAAGCAGCUAGAAGCCUCAGUAGAGUCUCUGAUCGCUCGUGUAGCGCAUCUCAAAGGAUCCUUACAGAGUUUCAUUUAUAAACUCGAGAAUGAAUACGAAAGACUUCCAUGGCCAUCAGUGCUGGAUAAUUUUGCCCUUCUCUCUGGGCAGUUAAACACCAUCAACAAGCUUUUAAGAAAUGAGAAAACUCCAUCAUACAGGUCACAGGUCAUCAUACCACUGCUGUUGUCUCCUGAUCGAGAUGAAGAGCUGGCAAAACUGACAGAGCAGCGGGUGCCUGUGUUCAGCCAUGAGAUUGUGCCCGAUCACUUGAGGACCAAACCUGACCCAGAGGUCGAAGAACAGGAGAAACAACUGAGUGCAGAAGCAGUCAGGAUUGGACCUGAGGUUGCACAGAAACAGAUCCAAACAUUGAAUAAACUUUGCUCGAAUCUUUUGGAAAAGUUGAACAAUCCUCGUGAUGACAGAGACUCUGAAACAUCAGCUUUGCGACAAAACAAAGCGUCCUUCAAUCCGGCCGACACUAAUGCUCUGGUGGCAGCGGUGGGCUUUGGAAAGGGUCUGUCAAAGUGUAGACCACCUGGUCCUGUUGCCCCGGGUCACCCUGGACAGCAGAUAAUGUCAGCAGGCCCCACACUGCAGCAGGUCACGAUUGCUGGAACCUCGGGUCAUCAGGCUGGCAUGGGUGGACAGGUCGCUCAGCAGCAGCCUGGACAACCAGGGAAAAUGCCCAGCAACAUCAAGACUAACAUUAAGUCUGCAUCUGCGCAUCCAUACAACCGAUGAGUUCCCUGCAUAAAUGGUGCACUUUGUGAUGAGUGUUUGGUGGCAAAAAAAACAAAG
Messenger RNA from Xyrauchen texanus (razorback sucker), 965 nucleotides. It is a transcript of the gene med8, whose product is annotated as mediator complex subunit 8. The coding region runs from base 105 to 908 and encodes 267 amino acids. Gene Ontology annotation, biological process: regulation of transcription by RNA polymerase II. Gene Ontology annotation, cellular component: mediator complex; core mediator complex. Gene Ontology annotation, molecular function: transcription coregulator activity; RNA polymerase II cis-regulatory region sequence-specific DNA binding. The record is from RefSeq and is a predicted model, not a curated record. The transcript is spliced from 7 exons. NCBI's taxonomy places the organism in Eukaryota, Metazoa, Chordata, Actinopteri, Cypriniformes, Catostomidae.